This is a messenger RNA of Populus nigra (black poplar), 1108 nucleotides long. RefSeq names its product GCN5-related N-acetyltransferase 8-like. Gene Ontology annotation, molecular function: N-acetyltransferase activity. The transcript has a single exon. The record is from RefSeq and is a predicted model, not a curated record. The coding region runs from base 151 to 861 and encodes 236 amino acids. Lineage: Eukaryota; Viridiplantae; Streptophyta; Magnoliopsida; Malpighiales; Salicaceae.
AAACCUAUCCUUCCAAAACACACUGAAAAGUAAAAACCUCAAAUAUAAGACCCCCACGUACCCACUCCACUCCCCAUCCUUCCCAUUGCUUCCAUCACUCACAAAAUCUCCACGCUUCUCUAGAAACUCCCAAUUUCCAUUUCCACCAAAAUGGCAGCAGCAGCACCGCCGCCGCCACCAACCCCUGCGCCUUCCGCCCCUACAGGCCUCCCAGACUCUGACUCAACACCAGUAGGCCACCCUCUCUUCUCCCGGAUCCGCUUAGCAACACCACUGGACGUACCUAACAUCCAAAAACUCAUCCACCAAAUGGCCAUCUUUGAAAAGCUAACCCACCUUUUCACUGCCACAGAAUCCGACCUUGCCUCUACCCUAUUCAAGUCUCCACCUUUCCACUCUUUCACCAUCUUCCUUCUUGAAGUCUCCUCACGCCCUUUUGAAAAAGACUCGAACUUGCACUCUCAAAACUUCACUCCCAUUGAAAGAAUCAUCAAUCUUGAUCAUUCUUUAAUUGACCCAGAAGCUGAAACAUUCAGAAAUGGGAUCAAUGGAGAUGCUGUGGUUGCUGGGUUUGUUUUGUUUUUUCCAAACUACUCAACUUUUUUGGGGAAACCAGGGUUUUAUGUGGAGGAUUUGUUCGUGAGAGAGUGCUAUAGGAGAAAGGGACUAGGGAAGAUGUUGCUUUCUGCUGUGGCUUCACAGGCUGUGAACAUGGGGUAUGGGAGGGUGGAAUGGGUGGUUCUUGACUGGAAUGUUAAUGCCAUCAAGUUUUAUGAGGAAAUGGGUGCUAAUGUUUUGCCUGAAUGGAGGAUUUGCAGGAUUACUGGCCCUGCUCUUGAGGCUUAUCGUGAUGCUAUUUGAAGUGAGUUUCCUUGUGUUUUCUCGAGGAGUUAGGGCAUGUUGGAUGUUCUGUUGUGUGAUUAUGCGUCAAGAGAUCAUAUCAUGACUUUAUGCUUUUCAUGUUUCUAUUUACUGCAAGUAAUCUCUAGUCUGUUUAUCCAAAAAAAGAAGGAGGAAUUUCAGUCUUACUCUUGUUAACUUUAUAUGCAAAUCUUAAUGUUUAUUGAACUUGACAUUGGAUAAAAAUUGUGACUUUGUUGAUCUCCAA